Aspergillus affinis is the source of this 963-nucleotide messenger RNA. RefSeq lists its product as uncharacterized. NCBI's taxonomy places the organism in Eukaryota, Fungi, Ascomycota, Eurotiomycetes, Eurotiales, Aspergillaceae. The coding region runs from base 1 to 963 and encodes 320 amino acids. The transcript has a single exon. Gene Ontology annotation, cellular component: nucleus. Gene Ontology annotation, molecular function: DNA binding. The record is from RefSeq and is a predicted model, not a curated record.
AUGACAUAUCAACGCGCAAAACAGGAAGAUCCUAGGGUUAUAAUACCUUGGUUUCAGACUGUACAAGCAGCUAUUCAAGAACAUGGUAUCCAUGAGGACGAUAUCUGGAACUUUGAUGAGACUGGUUUUGCUAUGGGACUAUGCUCUACUUCUAAGGUGAUUACUGCAGUAGAGCGCAGUGAGCGACCACGCAAAGUCAUUCAGGGAAACCGUGAAUGGGUCACAAUCAUUGAAACUAUCAGCUCAAAAGGCGUGCAUAUACCACCAGUCAUUAUACUCAAAGCAGGCAAUCAACAAGCUGCCUGGUUUCAAGAACCUAAGCUUGGUAAAGACUGGUGGAUUGCAACUAGUCAGAAUGGCUGGACAACAGAUGAAAUAGGCCUUCGCUGGUUGAAAGAGGUGUUUGAACCAUCCUCCAGACGCUAUAUGACUGGUUCUAAGCGGUUGCUUAUUCUAGAUGGCCAUAGUAGCCAUCUAACUGCUGAAUUUGAUGAUUUCUGCAAGCAGAAUGCAAUUAUCUGUCUCUGUAUGCCUGCACAUGCCUCUCAUCUUCUACAGCCACUUGAUGUUGGUGUUUUUGGCCCGCUUAAACGCGCGUACGGAAAGCUGCUUGAGAGCCGAAUGAUUGCCGGCAACAAUCACAUAGAUAAAGAGGACUUUUUAUCUUUAUAUCCAGACGCCCGCGCUAAAGUAUUUACUUCAGCGAAUAUCUACGGUGGAUUUGCAGGGGCAGGUCUUAAGCCAUUCAAUCAAGAGCGUGUUCUUUCUAAGCUUACUUUUCAACCACGCACACCUACACCACAAUUAACUGAAGGCUCAAUUUCCUCUGCUUUCCAGACACCACAGAAUACUCGCCAGCUAGAUCGGAAAUUACGCAGUCUACGAACAGCCUUAAUUCAAAACGGAAGCUUUCUAGCAGUCCUAUUGCUCAUAUUCAGUAUCUUGAAAAGGCUGUGCAAAUGA